This is a messenger RNA of Emys orbicularis (European pond turtle), 885 nucleotides long. It is a transcript of the gene NEURL3, whose product is annotated as neuralized E3 ubiquitin protein ligase 3. Gene Ontology annotation, molecular function: ubiquitin protein ligase activity. Lineage: Eukaryota; Metazoa; Chordata; Testudines; Emydidae. The record is from RefSeq and is a predicted model, not a curated record. Gene Ontology annotation, cellular component: postsynaptic density; plasma membrane. Gene Ontology annotation, biological process: negative regulation of Notch signaling pathway.
AUGGAGAAUAGUGACGGGGACGCUUCCCAGGCCCUCUUCUUCCACCCCUUCACCCAUGGCUCCCAGGUCCUCCUGGAUGAGUUCCACCAUGUGGCUGAGCGGGACAGCAGCUUCCAUGAUGGCAUCGUCUUCACCAACCGGCCCAUCCAGCUCCACGAGAAGGUGACGCUGAAGAUCUUGAAGAAGGAGGCCCAUUGGCAUGGGGGGCUGAGGGUGGGCUUCACCUCCAUGGACCCCUCCAAGAUGGACCCUGGUCACCUCCCUCCAUUUGCGUGCCCCCACCUGGUCAUGCAGGGGAAGACGUGGGCUGCAGUCCUGCCAGACCAGUGCAUAGAGGAAGGCACCAUCCUCAUGUUCUGGGUGGACCACAGAGGCAGAGUUUUCUUCCGCAGCCAGCAAGAGGCCCGGAAUUUGCCCCUGCUGACGGGCGUCCCCGUGAGAGGCCGUCUCUGGGCCAUCAUUGAUGUCUAUGGACAGACCAAGGCGGUCCAGCUUCUGGAUCCCACAAGGCCCCGUGGAGGCAUCUGUGAUCCCGCCCCAGCCCCCAGGCCGUCGUAUCCUGCCAGGCCUCAUGCGCCGGCGUGCAGAGAUUACAGCUCUCUCCUGGGAGGCGACGUGGAGGAGUGCGUCAUUUGCUGCUCACACGAGGCCAACGCUCUGCUGCAGCCCUGCGGCCACGCCACCCUCUGCCACUGUUGUGCCCAGGAGGUGUUCCACAACAACCAGCCUUGCCCCUUCUGUCGGGAGCAGAUACAGGACAUCGUCCAGGUCAUCCCGGGAGCUCCAGCUCCUGUCACAUGUCUGCCUGUUGGGAACCAACUGUGGCCAGGAGGAUGGAUGGGCGGGGGUGGGGGAGUUUCUGCAACCUGCCCCAGUGAAGAGUAG